UGCGUCGAUGAUGCGUCCUGCCCGAUCCGCUGCGAUGGAUGCGGCGUCGUCUGGUACUGCUCGCGAUUCCACCAGGUUUCAAGAAUCGCGGCAAUCGAUUGGGUCAUGUAGUAGUUCUGUUGUUCUUUCGAGCAGAGCAGGCAUUGGAGCGAACACAAGCUUGUCUGCAAGCGCCUUGCGCAGCAAGCGCGGAAGGCGUCCUCUCUCAGCGAAUUUCCCUUUUCUUUCGAGGUAUGGCUUUCAGCUAGAGUUGGACUGCUGGAUUUUUCUCUCGCAGCUGGAGAGCUCGAUGUGUGGAUUUCUUGACAAGAGAGGACUCCACGGGAAAGGGCUGUGGAAGAACGAGUGCUCUUGUCUAGCAGGAGCAAGUUCUCGCAGGGACUCGUCCUGGCACCUUCCCAGCAACGCUUGUCCAUGCAAAGGUCCCAGGAACGCUCCAGCGGCACCACUGGAGAGCUGGAAGCAGUACUACGAGUGGCGUGACUUACCUUUGCAUUCACCGGCGGCCAUUCUUCUUCACUCGCCACUUACACUCUACUAUGCGAUCAACCAAGCAACUUUUGAUCCGAGAGAAAAGCUGACGAUCCAUUACCUAGGCCCAGAGCGGGAGCUUGAACAGCUCGAGGUAUUCACUGAGCUUCUCGCGCUUCUUCCUGGCACUCAAAUCCACAUAGACUUUGUUGGACCUGCUGUUCCUUCCUCAAGUCAUGGAAGCACUUUGGAGCUGUCUUCAUAUCCAAAGUGCCUCGAUGCUAGCUGCGAGUGCAAACUUGAAACGAAUCACACGAUAACUCCUACCGUAUCCGUAUCUUUGUGGAAGGGAUUGUAUCACGACGUUCAUCACCAGAUUUCUCGUGCGGAUUUUGUAGUGGCUUUCAACGCCGGCAUUGCGGCAUACAUCACUUGGAGACCCACGAUUGAAUUGCUCCUUACAAUGGAAGUCCCCGUUUUCGUCACCGACUUUUGUGAGGAAGCUUGUGUGCUCGCUGUCGAGUGCAUCGAUUCCUUGGAGCCAAACCACGUCACUUUUCCAAUAACGGAGAAUCCGUUCAGGCAGCCGGCUGGUCUAUGGAACACAGGCAUCGACCUGCCAAUGCACGCGAAUUGCUUCAUCUUUGGUCUCGGCGUUGCACUAGAAGGACUUGUUUCUUGAUGGGUGCACUUGCCAAGCAAGCCGUGAAUCCCGAAAUCUACACCAAGCACCAGUGAGUAUGGAGUGUAUCUAAAACCAGCUUCCUUGUUCUUACCCUGUUCUGUGCUGGGAAGCGAGUUGUGAAUCCAGAAAAGAGUCUUGGAGGUUUUCAGAAGCUGAAGUUGACAAGCACAGGUCCAUGCCAAGGGCACCACCGUGGUUGGCUGUUGGAGGAGUGAGUGGAUGCCGAGUCUCUCCGUUGCCAUAUUUUUUAGUCAAGGCUGUGUUCUGGCGAGAAUCCUCAAUAGCCGCGAUCACAUAUUGCUCGAAGGUGUCCGGCGUGUUGUGAUGAGGAAUUGCAUCGUCUCUUUCCAUGCUACAAUCUCAACUGGCAGGAGACCGACGUCCAUGCAGAGCCGUAUGACAACCGUAUAUUAUAAAAGUUUGCAAGUUUGAAAGUUUGCAUUCUACUUA
Messenger RNA from Selaginella moellendorffii, 1606 nucleotides. RefSeq names its product zinc finger MYND domain-containing protein 15. Lineage: Eukaryota; Viridiplantae; Streptophyta; Lycopodiopsida; Selaginellales; Selaginellaceae. Bases 8 to 1153 code for a protein of 381 amino acids. The transcript has 9 exons. The record is from RefSeq and is a predicted model, not a curated record.